This is a messenger RNA of Aureobasidium vineae, 768 nucleotides long. Lineage: Eukaryota; Fungi; Ascomycota; Dothideomycetes; Dothideales; Saccotheciaceae. The record is from the annotation of a GenBank genome assembly.
AUGCCACCAUUCCUCAUUGGCCUGGAACGUCUACGUCCCUUUCCUUUCAGCGCAUCCAAUGCUAAACGUCGCCCGGGUCUCGCGCAUAACAGGUCGUGGGAGUUUCUUGUAACAGGCUUGCAUCGCUUGAUCAAAGAGAGGGUGUCACAAAGUCGUCCCGUCUCGGAUGUAGAGCUUCAAAACGAAGCUCGACUUCUCACCUAUGGUUCCGCCAAUGCUGAUAUCAGCACAGCAGCUGACAACCCCGAAUGGCUGGACCUCUUCAAAAAGGCAUAUAGUCUGGAUAUCUUGACUUGUCUUACCGAAGGCAAAGUUAGACCAGCUGAGGACCUCGAAGUCUACCAUGAUCUUGGUAUCUCCAUGCCUUCUCUAUCGCAAGAACAACAUCAAUCCGCUCUGUUUGCUUUGUUUCAGAGUGAAGGACCCAUCCCAAAGGGAUAUCUGCGAUUCUCUGCCUCACGAGUACCUCUGCACAAGGCGUUGCCCUUUGAGACCAUUGCCGGUCCGUGGCCUGAUGCAGGACUUUUAGGAGAGAUGCUGGUUGUUGCCGAGUGGGUGUUUCGGAAAACGCUUGGUGCACAAAUUAAUCUGUCUUUAUCGGCAUCAGAGACAGCGAACACAUGGCCGUGGACUGCCGACAACGACGACGGUGGAGAUUUGUUCUUCGAUCAACUAAUGUUGCCUUGGGACGAGAGCUUUGGCUCGAGGAUAUCGGUCAUCGAUGAUGUUCAGAGCGAGACUGAGCCGAGAAUUGAGACUGUGGAUUGA